Molecule: messenger RNA, 2220 nt
Organism: Nannochloropsis gaditana CCMP526
Product: methyltransferase family
Exons: 2
Coding region: 79-1185 (368 amino acids)
Source: RefSeq, a predicted model, not a curated record
CAGGAAUUAUAGUUGAAAGAGCUGCUUUUUUAAUACUUUUGCAGGACAUUGGACCAGACGGAUAACAAGCCAGGCAAUAUGAAAUCUUAUCUUUACAUCUCGAAACAAAGCGUGCCAAGAAUGUGGUGGUAUUUAAGUUUUAUUUUUGGCUGUUUACUCGUAGGAUCCAUCCUACCUUUGAUUUCUGAUGCUGUUCAAUCAAGAGCAAUCGUCAGCAAAUCUGGUAGUUAUAUUUCAUCAACGGAAUCGCAUGCAUGUCUCACCAUCCCGGCUGCAUUUGAAAAAAUAGCGUCUAUGUACCCCACGAACAUUCGACCUUCCGUCUUUUUUAUGAGGACUUCUGCUUUUAAAGCAGUAUUUUACGGUGUCCCCGGUGAUGAAAUGAGAUGGAGACAAGUAGAAAAUCAAUAUUCGUGGAAAGGUGCAAGUGCUACCUUGGUAUUUGUGGGUGAACUCUUCCGCAGGGCAAAGUCAAAAGGAUAUGCUAAUAUUGCAUCAAAUGGGUUGGUUUCUCCGACGUUAAUCGAUAUAGGUGGAAACAUGGGACAAGAAGCUGUCGUGGCUGGAAUAUAUGGCUUUUCAUCCAGAACAUUUGAACUCUUACCUCGAUCUGUCGAUACUAUUCGGCUCAAUUUAGCCUUGAAUUGCAUAUCGGAGGAAAUGAAUGCAGUAGAAAUGGCGGGUGUCGGCAAAGAGUCUGAGGAGAUAAGAAUUGAUACAUCAGGUUUUACCGCUAGUAAAGCAGUCGAGAAAGGCAAUUCGACUGAUUAUUUGGCUAAAAUUUGGUCCAUGGACGACUUUUUCCUGAGGCAAGAGAAAACUCGAUUGUCUGGAAGGCCUUUGUUGUACAAGAUUGAUUGUGAAGGUUGUGAAGCCAAUGCGAUUCUGGGAUCUUUGGAGAUGUUAAAGAAGUUUCCCCCUCAUUACAUUCUUCUUGAAUAUUCCAAAUUCUCCAACAUUAAUGUGUCCGUGGUCGAAAGACUUUGGGUUGAGUUCGGGUAUUCACGUGUUCUGCUUGUCGAUGAAGGUGAUGAAUGGAUUAAAGACGAGAAUAUGUCAAAUUCGGAGCCAAGAAUUUUUAGACCUGCGCGUCUUAGCUUGGAAAAAGGACGUCGAAUUUGUGAAAAAUAUUGUGAUUUGUUGUUCAUACACGAUAGAGCAUUGGAUCUUGGGUUUUCCAAUUAAUAUUAUCAGCAUGAUGACAUGAGAAUGAAAUUCCGAUUAGGCGUAGGAUUAAAUGUCAUGUCACUCGUAUGGCUUUAGGCACGAGCAAGAAACAUGGUGCAGUCUAAACUCGCGCCUUUUCUUCUUUGAAAAACCGAGAGUCACGCGUCGGUAGGAGUAGACGGCGAAUAUGCAUUUCUUCAUCAUCCAAGAACUGGUCGGAGGUGUCGACUCGAUGGGUAUGGUAAUCAGGAGCACCUGGUAAAUCAUCAUUUGAUCGUUGGAUAUAACCUUUCACGUAUGCAAUCUCAGUAUUUUUAAAGAACUCAGCAGAAAAAUCAUUGUAGGAGCGGGCCGACCAGGGAAAAAAACAGGUGGGAAGGGUACGUGUCCUACCCAUAUUAUUUUUCCGGACGACGGUUCAUCACGCCGCAUCCCUCUCGUGAAUGCUGCGUUCUACCUAUUUUUGCUCGCUUUUUUGCUCCACGGAAAUGCUCACGAUAUCUGUUACCGGGAGCUUCGCGCACACACAUUCAAACUACACUCACGCGCCCUCACAUUCGCAUUAUACGCACUAUACGCAAUGACGCAUCACCCAUACCCCUCUACUCUGUAAAAAGUAUCAUCCUGAAGCCUUCUUCCAAAAUUACAUAAUCUUAACCCGAAGCGAUUGUACAAAGGAAAUUCAUCCUCUUCGGAGUAACUCGGCUUUUCUCGAGCAGUAUCGUUCGAAUUUCCUUUGCUCAGACCCAGGACAUGUUUCUGUGCAACGGACAGGGUUUGUAACCCUGACCCUAACCCUAACCCUAACCCUUACCCUAUCCUGAUUGCUGAACUACUGGAGUCGCUUGUCGAAAGCUUGCACGCCAGUCAUAGAUCAGGUGGAUACUGAGCGGGAAAUCUGGUUCCUGCGUUAUGGAUCCCGUACUCUGUCGUUGUAACCCUCUGUCAUUCGGGCGUUUUCGCUUGUGCUUUCCGCCUUGGCACUGAAAUAUUCCCAUCUGUUGAAAGUAAUCAAAGUUGUUUCUUCGAUGAAGCUGUUGUAUGUGAUAAUCU